GCAACCUACUCUUUACCAUUCUUCCAAAUCGGCAGUUCGUUUACACUUAAUUUCUUCCAGAUAUCAUGUCUCAAUCUUCUGACUCAAGCUUAUUGUUUUCUGACGCUGCCUCCCUAGAAGAGCAGUCACUCUACCGGAAAUGCGAUCAGAUCUUCGUUUCUGAUGAGUCGAAAACAGACGUGCAAGUCCGCAAGACAUGCCCUGGCGAAUCGUCCCAAAGUUUUCAGUUUGGAAGGAGUAUCACCGGCCAGGGCAUGGAUGGCGGCCAAUCCGUUUUAGAGGUAUAUCAGAACACCGAUAACAGUCAAUGGUUCUUCUUUAUAUCCCAAGCGCAUACAUGGAGCCGGCUGAAUGUGUCCCACGGCUUGUUCCGUCAGUUAUGCCAUGGACUGCAGAUCAUGCCUCAGUCUGCCGAGAUUGUGUCCGCUUUUGGAGCCAGAACUACGGAUGAUGAUGAAUACUUUACGACAUGUCAUCGCCAAAAGAUCUGGGGUGCGCAGAAUGACAGUACGGGAGCUUUUCGACGUUCAGGUGAGACACCUUCCGAGAUGUACGCAAUGGCCUCCGAGCCUCCACAUUCAUUAACAUGUAUAGACAUCUGUUACAACAUUCGUUUUGUUGAACGACACGGGCGUGACGGACUCAAGGAUCCAUGGUCAUUUCGGCAAGUAGCUGUGUACCAUUCAUACGAUUAUGAACGCAAGAAAUGUUCAUGGGUGUUCAUACAGCUGCCCAAAGCAGUUAUAGCGAGCAUAGUGAGAGAAGCGAAGCCACAUUCUCCUCUUCUGAUACACUGGCUUAUCCGGCACUACUGUGCAAGUGAAUGGAGGUGGUAUAUCAAUUACCUCAGUGAUCUCGUAUCUACCAUGAGGGACGUCUCCUGUUUCACUCGCGUCGAUCAAGACCUGGAAGGCCUACCACUUGACUUCCAGCAAAGUCAGAAGCUCGAGGUUCUGCGCAAUAAGAUCAGACGUGUGAAUCUGCUGCUCGGAUCAUGCAUCUCAACUACCGAGUCGCUGAUGGCGCAUGCUACGGAGUGCUACUGCCAAGAAGACGGCGAUGAGAGGAAUGGUAACAGAAGUAGUGAGAUACUGCUGGAGUUUGGCCAGCACGUCGAUGUCCUCAAGAUGCAUAAAGCCAAAGCAUCUAGUUUGCUUGAGUCAACUCAGAGUAUUGAUUUCCUGACCACCAAAGUUCUGGAGUUUCGCCAGAAUCACAUGACAUACAAUCUCAACGUCUCGAUGGAGAACAUCUCUCGGUCAAUGUCGAACGAGAAUAAGCUCAUGGCCUCCACUGCGGAUCAGACCCGGCAAGACUCUAAGACGAUAAAGACGAUCAGCAUCAUUGCACUAGUGUAUCUCCCAGCAACUCUGCUAUCCUCCGUAUUCAGCUCGGAGCUUGUUCAGCCGAUCUCAAAUACCAAGGGCCGUGCAGGAGGCCUCACUAUCAUCACCCUCCUUGCUGCGAAGCUGUGGGAACGAAAGACCGGCUAG
Hyaloscypha bicolor E is the source of this 1493-nucleotide messenger RNA. RefSeq lists its product as uncharacterized. Lineage: Eukaryota; Fungi; Ascomycota; Leotiomycetes; Helotiales; Hyaloscyphaceae. The transcript has 8 exons. The record is from RefSeq and is a predicted model, not a curated record. The coding region runs from base 66 to 1493 and encodes 475 amino acids.